Cynara cardunculus var. scolymus (artichoke) is the source of this 1643-nucleotide messenger RNA. Its product is annotated as protein DETOXIFICATION 16-like. The coding region runs from base 61 to 1539 and encodes 492 amino acids. The transcript has 8 exons. NCBI's taxonomy places the organism in Eukaryota, Viridiplantae, Streptophyta, Magnoliopsida, Asterales, Asteraceae. Gene Ontology annotation, cellular component: membrane. Gene Ontology annotation, molecular function: antiporter activity; xenobiotic transmembrane transporter activity. The record is from RefSeq and is a predicted model, not a curated record. Gene Ontology annotation, biological process: xenobiotic detoxification by transmembrane export across the plasma membrane.
UUGGUGCAGGAAAUGAUCCUCUUCCCACAAAUCCAAACAGAAUAAACAUAAAAUAAAUAUAUGUAUAUAUCAAAAAUGGAAGAAGCAAAAGUUAUUGAAGAUCCUCUAAUCCAAAGGCAAUAUGAUGAAGACAUACCUGAAGAAGAAGAAGAGGAGGAGGAGGGUUGUUUGAGAGCACAAGUAUGUGAUGAAAUGAAGAAGCAGAUAGGAUUGGCAGGGCCACUGAUAGCAGUAAGCUUGUUGCAAUACUGUUUGGAAAUCAUAUCAAUCAUGUUUGUUGGUCAUCUUGGACAACUUCCUCUCUCAAGUGCUUCCAUGGCCACAUCUUUUGCUUCAUUCACUGGCUUCAGUAUCUUGUUAGGAAUGGGAAGUGCAUUGGAGACCCUAUGUGGACAAGCUUAUGGAGCUAAACAAUACCACAUGCUCGGGAUACAAAUGCAACGAGCGAUGGUCACUCUUACAGCACUAAGCAUCCCUCUUGCAUUUGUGUGGUUUUACACUAGCACAAUCUUCAUAGCUCUUGGCCAAGAUCAAGAAAUAUCAACUACAGCAGGAACUUUUAUCCGUUGGAUGAUCCCAAGCUUAUUUGCAUACUCUCUCCUUCAGUGUCUAAACCGAUUUCUUCAGGCACAAAAUAUUGUAGUUCCUAUGAUGAUAGCUUCUGGGGUUACAGCUUUGUUCCACAUACUUCUGUGUUGGUUGCUAGUAUUUACACUAGGACUUGAAAUCAAUGGGGCUGCAUUAGCUAAUAACAUAUCGAAUUGGAUGAAUGUGGUUUUGUUAGGAAUGUAUGUGAAGUUCUCUCCUGCUUGCACAAACACUUGGACUGGUUUUUCAAAAGAAGCUUUGAAUGAUCUUCUCAGCUUCCUCAAGCUUGCCGUUCCUUCGGCAUUUAUGAUUUGCCUGGAAUAUUGGUCAUUCGAUAUGGUUGUUUUGUUAUCCGGUCUCCUUCCAAGUCCAAAGUUAGAGACAUCUGUAUUAUCAAUCAGCCUUAACACAUGUUGGAUGGUCUAUAUGAUAUCUGUUGGUCUUGGUGGAGCAAUAAGUACAAGAGUUUCCAAUGAAUUAGGAGCUGCAAGACCUAAAGGUGCACGCUUGGCUGUCUGUGUUGUGGUUGUAAUAGCAAUUUUGGAAGGCAUAAUAGUUGGAGGUGUUACUAUAUUGGUACGCCAUAUUUGGGGGAAGUUAUAUAGCAAUGAUGAAGAGGUUAUCAAAUAUGUUGAAAAAAUGAUGCCAUUACUUGCAUUAUCAGACUUCUUAGAUGGAUUCCAGUGUGUUCUUUCAGGUGCCGCUAGAGGAUGUGGAUGGCAAAAUACCUGUGCAAUUAUCAACCUUGGAGCUUACUACGUAGUGGGAAUUCCUUGUGCAUUGCUCUUUGCUUUUAUCCUCCAUGUUGGAGGCAUGGGGCUAUGGCUCGGCAUUAUCUGUGCACUUUCUGUACAAGUAGUAGCUCUUGUUGUGAUUAACUUGUUAACUAAUUGGGAUGAUGAGGCAUUGAAAGCUGUAAAUAGAGUUCAAACAAGCAUAGAUAUCGAAUGAUGUCAAUGAGUUCGCAUUCAAAUUGACUCACAACCAUUCAAAUUGUAAUUGAGUAUACUUUGUUGUCCUCUUGAAAAACAAGAAGCAUGUAGCAUGAAUUUGAC